AUGGUGUCCGAAGUUGCAAUGCCCUCGAGAUAUGCACAUCUAAGCAUCGAUGCGGAACGGACUAUGAGCAUGAUAGAGGCUUCAUGUGCUUGGGGCAGCACACCGGACGGCGGAAUGAACCGUCUAUCAUGUAAUGAUGACGACCGCAAAGUCCGAGACUGGUUUGUUGACGAGGCCAAGAAGUGCGGUUGCGAGAUCAAAGUGGACCAGAUGGGCAACAUAUUCGCUAUCCGACCGGGCCAGAACAACAACUUACCCCCUAUUGGUCUGGGGUCUCAUCUGGACACUCAACCGACAGGAGGAAGAUACGAUGGUAUAUUGGGCGUCAUUUCUGCCCUCGAGGUUCUGAAGACGAUCCACGCCAACAACGUCACUACGUACGCACCUCUGGCUGUUGUUAACUGGACUAAUGAAGAAGGAGCUCGAUUCCCCCCUGCGAUGCUGUGCUCUGGAGUCUGGGGUGGCGAGUUCAGUGUUGAUUAUGGUCACUCGCGGACUGACCCCGGCGGAAAGUCAUUAGGACAAGAACUGGAGCGCAUCGGUUACAAAGGCGAUGUGCCCUGUUCAUACGAUGCCAAUCCCCUGCUAGCGCAUUUCGAAGUUCAUAUUGAACAGGGGCCCAUCUUGGAUGUUGCCAAAGAGGCCAUCGCCGUCGUCACAGGGGUUCAGUCGAUGUGCUGGUAUCACAUCGAUGUCGCCGGACGCGAGGCUCAUACGGGGACGACUCCAAUGGACCGUAGGAGCGACGCUCUGCUCGGGGCGGCAAAAAUUAUUAUCGAAACCAACCGAUUCGUUACGGAAGGAGAGCUGGCGGCGCGAGGGGCACGAGCAACGAUUGCUGUCAUCAAUUCUCUACCGCAGUCCAUCAACACUAUUGCUGGCAAAGUGAAAAUGGGCCUGGACAUCAGGGCCCCGGCCGACGCCGACACGGCCAAAGUGGAGGAGCUUUGCCGGAACUCUUUCCAGAAGAUCGCAGAAGAGGCAGGAUUGACCGUCGCUGUCGACCGAUUCUGGACUUCCCCUGCCCUUCACUUUGACCCGACAAUGGUCAAUUGUGUAAGAGAGUCAGCGAAGUCUCUUGGUUGUGCGAUGGAACUGGUGAGCGGUGCAGGCCAUGACAGUGUCUACGCGUCCAGAAAGGUACCCACGGCCAUGAUUUUCGUUCGUUGUCGGGAUGGAAUCAGCCACAACCCAGCUGAGUACUCCAGCCCUGAAGACUGUGCCGCUGGAGCGCAAACCCUUUUGGGAGCCUAUCUGAGAUAUGAUGAUUACGUCCGGAAGUCUCAUGAGGGGGGGAGCUAG
Pseudomassariella vexata is the source of this 1302-nucleotide messenger RNA. Its product is annotated as putative N-carbamoyl-L-amino acid hydrolase. The record is from RefSeq and is a predicted model, not a curated record. Gene Ontology annotation, molecular function: hydrolase activity, acting on carbon-nitrogen (but not peptide) bonds, in linear amidines. NCBI's taxonomy places the organism in Eukaryota, Fungi, Ascomycota, Sordariomycetes, Amphisphaeriales, Pseudomassariaceae. The transcript has 5 exons. The coding region runs from base 1 to 1302 and encodes 433 amino acids.